Larimichthys crocea (large yellow croaker) is the source of this 1210-nucleotide messenger RNA. RefSeq names its product Pim-2 proto-oncogene, serine/threonine kinase (gene pim2). The transcript has 6 exons. Gene Ontology annotation, cellular component: cytoplasm. The annotation marks the transcript as partial. Gene Ontology annotation, molecular function: ATP binding; protein serine/threonine kinase activity. Gene Ontology annotation, biological process: protein autophosphorylation; negative regulation of apoptotic process. Lineage: Eukaryota; Metazoa; Chordata; Actinopteri; Sciaenidae. The record is from RefSeq and is a predicted model, not a curated record.
UCAGUGAAGCAGGCGUUCUGCUCUCUGUACAGCUGUGGGCCUCUGCUCGGCAGCGGUGGUUUCGGUUCUGUGUUUUCGGGUCAGAGACUCUCUGAUGGACUCCAGGUCGCCGUCAAACAGAUCUCCAGGGACAGAGUCCAGCAGUGGGCCCGCCUGCCCGGCGAGCUCGCUCCUGUUCCCAUGGAGAUCGCUCUGCUGCAGCGGCUGUCGGAGGCCGGCGGGCACGGCGCCGUGGUCCGCAUGCUGGACUGGUUUGAGGUGGAGGGGCGGGGCUUCCUGCUGGUUCUGGAGCGGCCGCCUCAGUGUCAGGACCUGUUCGACUUCAUCACGGAGACGGGAGCGCUGUCGGAGCGCCUCGCCCUCAGGUUCUUCAGGCAGAUCGUGGAGGCUCUGCGAUUCGUCCACGCUCACGGCGUCGUGCACCGGGACGUCAAAGACGAGAACAUCGUGGUGGACACGCGGACGCUCGAGGUGAAGAUCGUCGACUUCGGGUCCGGAGCGCCGCUGAAGGAGGCGCCGUACGGAGAGUUCGAAGGUACGAGGGUCUACAGUCCUCCUGAGUGGAUCCUGUCUCAGUCCUACGAGGCCGUCCCGCUCACCGUCUGGUCUCUGGGCGUCCUUCUCUUCGACAUGGUCUGCGGGGACAUCCCCUUCGAGUGCGACCAGGAGAUCAUCGGGGCCACGCCCCUUUUCACGCGACGGGUCUCUACAGAAUGCCAGUCUCUGAUUCGCUGGUGUCUGUCGUACCGGCCCGAGGAGCGUCCAACCCUGGAGGAGAUCCUGACCCACCCCUGGAUGGAGGAGGAGGAAGGAGACCUGCAGGAGGAGCACGCCUCUCUGCCCAGCCAGUCCCUGUAGAACCGCCUGGGACAGAACCCUGACCGGCUCCAGAACCGGGCCUAACUCACACUGGACUUAAAGACAGGAAGUGCUCUCAGCUGAUUUUUUAUUUAAUUUAAUUUAUCUGCAGCAGGGCUGGAUGACUUCCUGUUUAUUUAUUGAUCCGUUUUAAUUUAUUCACAUGAAUAAUCAGAAAGUUUGGUUCAUGUUCAGCUGGUAUGAGUUCUGGUUCUGCUGAUGUCACUGUAGAUACUUGUGUAUUAUUGGCUGGUUCAAAGGUCAAAGUGGCUCAUGGUCACUUGUUUCUGUUUAUUUAUAUUAAAUAUGAAUUUAUGGAUCAAAAGAUCUGAAUAAAUGUUUUCAUCACUUC